AUGGAUGAUGGAGGGUCUACAACAAACCUAUUAAGUCCAAACAAAGGAAUGGGGGUUGAAACAGGUGUUGGGAUUGAUAAUUCGUCAUCACAAUUAGUACAUGGUAUGGAUCACACAACCACUCCAAAUGAAGAAACAACUAGUCAAAUCCCUAAUGAAAAUGAAAGUGUGAGAGAAAAAAAUAACGAAACCGAUGAAGAUGAAGUACAAUUAACGAGAAAACAGAAAAAAAGAUCAAAAGUAUGGGACGACUUUGUUGUAGUUACACUCCGGGAUGGUAAGAAAAAAGUCGAAUGCAAACAUUGUAAGUCAAGGUUGGCUAUUACUGGUUCAGAUUUGGAGAGACCAGAAAAGUCAGAGCUUGAUAUGUAUUUAGAAGAAGGUGUUUAUAGGGAGAAAGGACAAACAGGAAUGGAAUCAUUUAAUGCUUUAGAGUGGUGGAAUGUGCACAAGUUAAAGUACCGUGUUUUAUCAUUGAUGGCUAGAGAUGUACUUGCAAUCCCAAUUUCUACGAUUGCAUCUGAAGCAACUUUUAGUGUCGGCGGUAGAGUUAUUGAUCCAUAUCGAGCUUCAUUGGGGUCCGACACGGUACAAAUGUUGAUUUGCGGAGGAGAUUGGAUUAGGCAAGUUCAUGGAGUUAAGAAAAUAUUAAAGAAGGAGGAGUUUCCUAUUGAGGUUUUACUACCUGAGUGGGGUUGGGACGGAGAUGGAUAUGAGGAUCGGAGGUUCGGUUUGAGGACAGAUAUUGCAUUCUCAACUAGUAUUCGUCAUCAUAAUAAUCGGAGCAAUUGUAAGAUGGGGAAGAUUCCGGUGAAGAUCAAGUCGGUUGUGUACGGCCUGUCACCGUUCCAGCAGAAGGUGAUGCCUGGUCUUUGGAAGGACUUCACCGGUAAGGUUACUCACAAGGUCACCGAUAACUGGCUCAACACCAUCCUCCUCGUCGGCCCUGUCGUCGGCGUUUACACGUAUGUUCAGAGUUACCAGGAAAGAGAGAAAAUGCACCAUAGGUACUAAACACAUUCUACAAUGGUGUCAUCAUUCUUGAAAACGAGAAAGAGAGAGAGAUUAAUGCCUCUUUCCAUUAAAUAAACGAACAUAAUUUCUAUUGGGGAUUAAUAAGCUUUUUUUUUUUUUUUUAAAUUGUGAUGAAUGGAGUCGUAUUAAGCUCCUAAACAACAUCUUUUGUUACUAUUCAAUUUGUUUUCUCUAUUCCUAAUUGUCAUAAUUGAAAAAGAUUCCUUUUGCAACAUGACCAAGUGUUUAUGACUAUAUAUAUACAAUCCUAGGGGCUGUUUGUUAAAUUGCAAUGAAUGUUGAACUGAAUGGUUCCAAUCCCUUAAUGGUUAAGAGAAGGUAAUUUUGCUUAAUUG
This is a messenger RNA of Lactuca saligna, 1370 nucleotides long. Lineage: Eukaryota; Viridiplantae; Streptophyta; Magnoliopsida; Asterales; Asteraceae. The record is from the annotation of a GenBank genome assembly.